Molecule: messenger RNA, 3525 nt
Organism: Oncorhynchus kisutch (coho salmon)
Lineage: Eukaryota; Metazoa; Chordata; Actinopteri; Salmoniformes; Salmonidae
Product: TOG array regulator of axonemal microtubules protein 2
Exons: 11
Coding region: 714-2426 (570 amino acids)
Biological process (GO): microtubule cytoskeleton organization
Cellular component (GO): cilium; cytoplasmic microtubule
Molecular function (GO): microtubule binding
Source: RefSeq, a predicted model, not a curated record
UUAAGUUCUGGUCAAGUGCUCACCAUCUGCAGAAUAAGGACCAGAACUUUACAGAGGUAAACUGUGUCAGUUCUUUUACUAUUACAGCAGUUCAUCGUGGCCCUGUAGUUCGCCUCCUUCACCAAAGCUCUGUCAGGGACCUACAUGAAGAGUGCCAUCACUCAGAGAGACACUUUGACCUGUCCUGCUCUCUCAUCGGACUCAUAGACGGCAGCUUUGAGAUGGGUUUCAACAAUAACAUUGAGUUGCUUGAGAAUUCAUGUAGUAAAAACCAGAUACAGACUACAGUAUGAUCCAUUUUUUUGUGGUUCAAUCAGAGUCUGCUCUCAAUACUGUCCAGUUUUAUAGUUGUUCCUAUUAAUUGAUUGACUGGCGUUUGUCCAUGACUCUACUGUCAAACCCCUAACAUUGUUGUAUUUGAUUCUAUGUUGUUGCAGCCUAGUAUCCAAACUGAUAUGUCAUUUUUAGUUAAAAAAAUAACAGUGUUUAUAAUUUGCUAUUCCUGACUACUGUAGUGUUGUGGUUUCUUGCAGGUAACCUGCUGUUCCUGGCUGUGGUCAGCCAUUUUGGGGCGAAGCUGCACCGGCCCAGGUUCAUUGCUAAGGGCUGUUUCCUCAUGGCUGUAGGAUCCUCCCUCACAGGCCUGCCACACUUCUUCAUGGGACGGGAGAAAAUCAAGUGAGUUUGACAAACUCCAGAAGGAGAACUCACAGAUGAAGAGCGUCAUCGAAAACCUGAGGAAGCAAAACAUGGCUUUAAACCAACAGGAUGACCAGGACAAGUUUUCAAGUUUUGGCUAUCAGGAGAGCUACCCAAUCGCAGAGGGCCAUCGUGGCUUCAUCAGUGAUGCCAGACUUCUGCAGAUGCAGAGAGCUGAAAGAGAGGCCAUGGAAGCAAAGCAAAGAAAGAUAAGUGCUAUCCAUGAGAAUUAUGUCCGGACUGCUCUCAUCGGGGUUGGCAGCACCUUCGCGCACCACUUCGUUCCCUCUAUUCAGUGCAUUCCGCGGCCGAAAGCUCCACCGAGGCCUUUGCCACGAAGGCUUGAGCACAUAGCUCUGGCCCCACUGAAGAACGUGGUGGGGGUGGACGGAGCCCAAGUUCGACCCGGAUCUCACUCUCUGGAGUCCAUCCAGGUAAAUAAGUCAUUCAGCAGCAGUAGCGUGUGGCCUGUUCCCGUCCCUCCCACUGCAGCUCCCUCCAAGAGGGGAAAGAAGAAGAAGGGCAGGCGGGGAGUCAAAGCCCUGAAAGUCCAGUCGGACCAGGGCUGUGCUGACAACAACGGACCCAUUGACCUGAUGGAGGAGGUGAGGGACAUCGAGGCUCACCUGAAGGAGGAGGACUGGAAGGUGGUACAUGAGGUGAAGGCCAUGGGCAGGAGAAGUUUGGGCUCGGCCAUGUCCACGGGGGAAAUAGCAACCAGCUCUCUGGGAAGCCUGAGCUCAGUGGAUAUGAACACCCCUGCGGAGCUCCGUGACUACUUGGAUGUCGGGACCCCGGUCAAGUCGCUUGACAGCCCACCCAGGCCUGCUCCCCCUCCUACCAAGCCCAGGAGCAAACAGCCUCGGCCUAUAAGGUUCCUUAGCCUGCCAAAGGCUGCCACCGGCUCAGACAAGAUGGCAGCCAGUGAGCCAAAGGGUCAAAUUAAGAACCAGGCCAGAUUGCAGCCCCUGUCCAACCCAGAGCAGGCCCUGACUAAGACCUUCAAGCUGCUCCACUCUGCCUCUGAUGACUGGGAGAAGAAGAUCGAGGGCUUGACCUUUCUCCGUGUGAUGGCUCAGAACCACAUGGACAUACUGAUGCCUAAACUCCAUGAUAUCUGUCUUGCCAUUAUAAAUGAGGUGAAGAACCUGCGCUCUGCAGUGUCCUGUGCUGCCAUGGCCACACUGGGUGACAUGUACGUCCACCUCCAGAGGGCCAUGGACAGUGAGGUGGAGGGGACGGCACGCGUGCUGCUGCACAAAGCCAGCGAGGCCAACGCCUUCAUCCGGCAGGGCGCCAACUCUGCCCUGGGUCACAUGGUGCAGAGCUGCACCCCUACACGUGUCAUGAAUGCCCUGCUGGUCGGUGGGCUGAGCCACCGUAACGCUGCGGUGAGGAGCUGCACUGCUCAGCACCUGGAGAGACUGGCUGAGGUCAUGGGGACGGCUCGUCUCCUGUCGGGGAAGAAAGACCUCACUGACCGUUUCUUGAUUGCCGUCAGUAAACUGGCUGUGGACCCUUCACAGGAAGUCAGGCAUCAUGGUCGCAAUAUCUUGAGCAACAUGGCCACCAAUGGCGACUUUCCUAAAAUGUGGGACAAAUUCGCUCCGAGGAAAGAGAGAGAAUCCUUGAGGGAGGUCAUCUCAAAGGUUAACCUCAAAGAAAGGCGCAGCAGCACACUGCCCUCCAAAGCCUGCAAAAUAAUCGCUCGACUGCCCCUUUCCUAGCUCUGCAUGGAACAUCCAGUGUCACAUCCUUGGUGACGUGUGGGGUGACAUCCGGGAUGACCACAGCAACAUCCUCUGGAAAGGGAAAAAAGAGGAUCAGGAUGUAAACAAAUGCAAACCGUAGCUUCUUAACACUGGCCAGUUGAAAGGUUCUGCUAAGAUGUCAUGACAAACGGCACCUGUCAGAGUGCUCUCUAAGUGUUACUCACCUGCUUGGAUGUCAGCUGGCAGAGUGUCGAAGACGGCCAUCGUGAGAGUCCUUUCUUCAGGUGUGACAUGCUCAAUCGAUCCUAUUUAUUUGUACUGAAAUUUGAUCUUUUUUUUUCUCUGCUGCUACUCGUGUUUUACAGAAACACGUUUGAGUGGGUUUUCUACAGUCUGGCGCAUGUUGACACAAUAUGGAGAAUGCAUAUGCUGCAAACCAGCACAACUAUCACGCAUCAACUAUAGACGAGUUUCACUCACUACUGCAGUUUGGAGUUAGGUUGAUGUUAGAGGCUACUGGAGGAAGUUAUGGGGCAUACUUGAACUCUUUAAGGGAACAUGAACCUUUCUACUCCUGCAAAUUAUGACUAAUAACCCUAAUCAAAUUCUACGAGAUGGGUUUUUGAAUGCAGUACUGUAUUUUCAUUGAAAUGGCAGAUUUGUAUGAUUUCACACUAAAAAAAUGUAUGUAAUGCUUCCCACAAAGAAAUUAUUUUACUAUUUUGUUUCAAAUGGUCCCUCUGGCAUGCAUAUUUCUGUAUGAUUUAACACAUGUUUGAAUCCCACUUCCUUGAUAUUUUUAAGUUAAUUUUAGUCCUCCUCCUUGCAUGUUUUGUUCCAUACCUGUGCCUUGGAGAAAACAACUAUAGCCCUCCAAGUCUAAUACGCUAUACACAACAGCAGCCUACAGUGUUAACUUAUUGAGAAUGUAUAUCAUUGUAUUUAACAUUCAAACCUCUUUUGAACUCUUCAGAUCUUAACCGGAUCAAACUGGAAUGUUAAUAUAUUACCCUAAGUCAAACUGGUUUUGGUGUCUUAGACACAAAAGGUUGUUUUCUCCUCAUAGUAAAAACACUGUUUCAUGGUUUGGAUUAAAAACACUGGGUAUUUGUUA